Theileria parva strain Muguga is the source of this 643-nucleotide messenger RNA. It is a transcript of the gene atp5D, whose product is annotated as ATP synthase delta domain protein. Bases 94 to 558 code for a protein of 154 amino acids. The transcript is spliced from 4 exons. Gene Ontology annotation, molecular function: proton-transporting ATP synthase activity, rotational mechanism. Gene Ontology annotation, biological process: proton motive force-driven ATP synthesis. NCBI's taxonomy places the organism in Eukaryota, Apicomplexa, Aconoidasida, Piroplasmida, Theileriidae. The record is from RefSeq and is a predicted model, not a curated record.
UUGUAACCUGCCCUCUUAAUACAUCCCAACUGUUACACCACUUUGACUUCUGGAAGUGUUCGGAGGUAUUUUUAUCAAUGUCAUUUAAUUCUAAUGAUUAGAAUUACAAGAUUUUUGAGGUUCGCCUCAAAUACUUAUUCUAAUAAGGAUUUAGUGUUCUCACUGUUAUCAUCGCACGAAGCAUUGUACAAUAAGGUUCCAGUCAAAUCUCUUACAGUCCCAGGCUAUGAUGGCUAUUUUACCGUUACCCCUGGUCAUUCUCCAAUGCUUUCAACACUAAAACCAGGUGUUGUUUCAUUUUCGUUGAAGGAUUCCAAUGAAGUUCAUAAAUUUUUUAUUUCGAGUGGCUUUUUUGUAUACAGACAAUCAGAAGAAUCACACACAGCUGAGGUCAUGGGCGUAGAAGUGGUUCCCCUAGACCAAUUGGAUAAGGAACGGGCUACUUCAGUUUUACAGGAAGUUUUAACAGAGACUCAGGGCGACUCUAGUCAGUGGGCUAAGGUCAAAACGUUCCUAACGCAAGAUUUAUGCUCAUCGGUAAUUAAAGCGUUACAGUAAAUUAAACCGUUAUUAAUUUAAAUCACCAUCCUGGCCUCAGUAUUGUUGAAAUGGUAUCGCAAUUUCCCUAAAAUUUUAUUAUUUA